GUACCCUAGGAUGGAGGAGGAACUGGAAGCAGAGCCCGAGCCUGGGCGGGAGCUGGAGGGAGAGCCUGAGCUGGGGCGGGAGCAGGAGCAGGAGCUGAAGGCUGAUUCAGAACCAGAACCAGAGCUGGAGAGAGAGCCAGAGCCAGAGCUAGAGCUGGAGCCAGAGCCCGGAGAGGAGCGAGAGCUUGAACCUGGGGCCGAGCUGGGGCCAGAGCUAGAUCUGGAGUUGGGGCCAGGGCUGGAUCUGGAUCUGGAUCUGGAACUGGGGCGAGAAUCCGAGGCUGAUCAGGGGUUCAGGGCUGAGCCUAAGCUGAGGCAGGCCCGGGGCCAAGAGGAGCGGGAGCUGCAGGAUCGGGAGUUUUUCUCUUGGGCAGAGUUCAGCCGCUUCUUCGAUGCGUGGUGCCAGCAGCGCCGGGCCCUCUUCUUCGUCAAGAGCUCCAUGCACCUGGCCAAGUGCCGCUGGGCCCUGGAUGCUCCGCUCCACUCCAGCAUUGAUGUCCUCAAAUAUAGCUACGUGCGACUGGCCUGCAAGGAUGUGCAGGCCCCGGAGCCCGGGCAGCCUGGCAUGGCCGGGAGCCCCCAGCCAGGCUGCCCAGCCUUCAUCAUUCUGAAGCUCAGCCCACUUCGAGACCGCCUGGUGGUGACUGAGUGCCACCUGGCGCAUUCACACCCGCCGUGCCCUUUGGAGUUCGCCUAUUAUUUCCGCCCUGGCCAUCUUCUUGCCAACGCCUGCCUUCCCAUCCGUACCACCAACAGGAUCUCUAAGCAGUUUGUGGCCCCCGAGGACAUCCACCGCCUCCUUUCCUACUGCAAGAGCCGGGACCAUGGUGUCCUUGAUGCCCUCCGAGUCCUGGAGGGGCUCUUCCAGGCUGAUCCUGAGGCCAAGGUGAAGCUGGUCUUUGUGGAAGACCAGGCCAUCGUGGAGACCGUGUUCUUCCUGACGUCCAGCAUGAUGGCCCUGCUCAGGCGUUACCCGCUCAUGCUCUUCUUCGAUCGGCUUCCUGGGCUGCAGGGCACCUUCGACCUGUCCACGGUGCUCUGCGUGGAUGACUUUGGCCAAGGCCGGGAGGUGGCCUGCUGCCUCACCCGCCAGACCAGCCCCAACCUCCUGCGCUUCACGCUGGCCUCGCUGGUGCAGAGCGUGCCGGAGAUCAAGGGCCGCGUGGGCUGUGUCACCGUGGGGCCUGAGGUGGGCACUCAGCUGGAGGCUGUGCGUGAGCUGCUGCCGGGGGCCCGGGUCCAGAUCUGCCGGGUCCAGGUGCUGGAGACGCUCUUCAGCAAGGCCCAGGAGCUGGGCGGUGCCGGGGAGGACCCGGGGCUAUGGCCGCUGCUGUGCCGCCUGGCCGGGGCGGCCUCGGCGGCUGCCUACAUGGAAGCCCUGGCCGAACUGCGGGCCACCUGUCCUGCUGCCUUUGUGGACUACUUCGAGCGGAGCUGGGCGCCCCGCAGGGCCAUGUGGGUGCGCCUGUGGGCCUUUGAGACGGCCCGAAACGUGGAUGCCUGUGCCCUGGUCCGGGGCCACCGGCAGCGUCUGCUGCGCGGGCUUAGCCCCUCGCCCACGGUCGCCCAGUGCAUCCGGGACCUGGUGGCCCUGCAGCGGCGGGCCAGUGAUGACGAAGACGAAGUAGGAGGAGAUGGCCUAGCCAAGGCUCCUGUGUCAGGCCCUGGGGCAGGAUUGGAGAAGGGAGGCAGAAGGGGGGUGCAGUGGGGGGACAGAGGGGACAGGAGGACUCAGGUGAGAGAGGGAGGCAUACAGCUAGGAGACCCGGGGGACAGGGGAAGCCAGUUGCGAGGCCCAGGUGAGUGGGGGAGACAUUUCGGGGAGCAGGAUGUACAGUUUGUGACCAGAGGGGAUAAGGAGAUGCAGCCGGGGAACAGUACUAUGGAGCUGAGAGAC
Gracilinanus agilis (Agile Gracile Mouse Opossum) is the source of this 1897-nucleotide messenger RNA. RefSeq lists its product as uncharacterized. The annotation marks the transcript as partial. Lineage: Eukaryota; Metazoa; Chordata; Mammalia; Didelphimorphia; Didelphidae. The transcript is spliced from 3 exons. The record is from RefSeq and is a predicted model, not a curated record.